This is a messenger RNA of Limanda limanda (common dab), 5925 nucleotides long. It is a transcript of the gene pparab, whose product is annotated as peroxisome proliferator-activated receptor alpha b. The coding region runs from base 250 to 1659 and encodes 469 amino acids. The transcript has 7 exons. Gene Ontology annotation, cellular component: nucleus. Lineage: Eukaryota; Metazoa; Chordata; Actinopteri; Pleuronectiformes; Pleuronectidae. Gene Ontology annotation, biological process: regulation of lipid metabolic process; positive regulation of transcription by RNA polymerase II; hormone-mediated signaling pathway. Gene Ontology annotation, molecular function: nuclear receptor activity; zinc ion binding; RNA polymerase II cis-regulatory region sequence-specific DNA binding. The record is from RefSeq and is a predicted model, not a curated record.
UCCUGCGGGUGUGAUCGCCGUGGCUCUGCUUUGUAUGGAAGUGCUGGGGGACUUUUGACAGCGGCAGCGCUGAGGGGAAACAAACAAGGACGCGGUCGGCGGGUCGGCGGCUCUUCUUCACCCUCCUCCUCCUCCUCGCUCCUCUCCCGAUCUGGCACCGAAGACUCCCGGGGACAUGGCGGCUUCGGAUCGGGCUGUUUAUGGGAAGUCUGAUGAUUGAAGGUGGCGGCCGCUUGCUCCGCCACGGCAAUGGUCGACAUGGAGAGCCACUACCAUCCCCCUUCUCCCCUGGAGGACUCGGUGCUGGGAAGCCCCCUGUGCACCGAUGACGACUUCAUGGAAGGCAUGGAGGAGCUCCAGGACAUCUCCCAGUCCAUUGACAACGAUGCCCUCAGCUCCUUCGAUGUCCCUGAAUACCAGUCCUCCAGCAAUGGCUCGGAAGGGUCCACUCUCCUAGAUGCCCUGACGCCGGCGUCCAGCCCCUCGUCGGUUGUUUACGGGAUGUCAGUGGGCCAAGAGGAGUUCUCGUCUACCUCCUCAUCGCUCAGUCUGGAGUGUCGAGUGUGUGCUGACCGCGCCUCGGGCUACCACUACGGAGUCCACGCCUGCGAGGGCUGCAAGGGCUUUUUCCGGCGGACCAUCCGUCUGAAGCUGGAGUACGACAAGUGUGAGCGCCGCUGCAAGAUCCAAAAGAAGAACCGCAACAAGUGCCAAUACUGCCGCUUCCAGAAGUGCCUGUCAGUGGGCAUGUCCCACAAUGCCAUCCGUUUUGGUCGAAUGCCUCAGUCGGAGAAGCUGAAGCUGAAGGCGGAGAUGGUGACAGGGGACAGAGAGGUGGGAGACCCUCAGGUCGCUGACCAGAAGACCCUGGCCAGGCAGAUUUACGAGGCCUACCUCAAGAACUUCAACAUGAACAAGGCCAAGGCUCGAACCAUUCUCACCGGAAAGACCAGCACGCCUCCGUUCGUCAUCCAUGACAUGGAGACCUUCCAGCUGGCCGAGCAGACGCUGGUGGCCAAGAUGGUCGGCUCUGUGGGAUCGGUAAAGGACAGGGAGGCAGAGGUUCGGAUUUUCCACUGCUGCCAGUGCACGUCGGUGGAGACCGUCACGGAGCUCACAGAGUUUGCAAAGUCCGUCCCUGGGUUCUCAAGCUUGGACCUCAACGAUCAGGUGACUCUUUUGAAAUACGGAGUGUACGAGGCUCUCUUCGCCAUGCUGGCCUCCAGCAUGAACAAGGACGGCCUCCUGGUGGCGUACGGCUCAGGCUUCAUCACGCGGGAAUUCCUCAAGAGCCUGCGGCGACCGGUCAGCGACAUGAUGGAGCCAAAGUUCCAGUUUGCCAUGAAGUUCAACGGGCUGGAGCUGGACGACAGUGACCUGGCUCUGUUUGUGGCUGUGAUCAUCUGCUGUGGAGACCGACCGGGCCUGGUGAAUGUGGAGCACAUCGAGCAGAUGCAGGAAAGCAUUGUGCAGGUGCUGCAGCUCCACCUGCUGUCCAAUCACCCAGAUGACACUUUCCUCUUCCCCAGGCUGCUGCAGAAACUCGCCGACCUCCGGCAGCUCGUCACUGAGCACGCACAGCUAGUGCAGGAGAUCAAAAAGACAGAGGACACGUCGCUGCACCCGCUCCUGCAGGAGAUCUACAGAGACAUGUACUGAAGUUUGUGGAGGAGUAAUCCAGGAGAGGCACUUUGCAAACCAUCUCCUUUUUUUUCAGGGACAGAAGAAGAAGUCCUCCAUAAGCUAGGGUUGAACCACUUACACCUUCCUAAUGCAGCAGGAGUUAGUUUUGGUCAGCACAAGAGCUCCUGUCCAGGUCCAAGCGAGAAGUCUUGAACUCUCUUGGUUUGGCACAGUGCUCUCCACUCCCAGGCAGAACAGCUGUGAUGUCCGGCUGAUCGAGCCCCUGUCUAGACACCGGUGUAUCCAACCUCUGACCAAAACUCUAAACUAAAAUCUUUAACGAGAUCUCCAUGGUCAUAUCCCCACCUUGAACCGUAAGAGAUUACAGAGGGUGAACUUGAAAGCAGCCGCUCUAGUAGUAUGUUUGAAAGUAGAUUUAUAUACUGAUGUCAAAGAGCCAUAAACCUUCACAGUGAACAGCACCCGAAUGACACGUGUGGCAGAAGCAACAUAAAAACAGAGAUGAGACAGUUUUCAGUCAAGGCAGCUCCUGAUAAAUUUACUACAAAUCAUUAUGGUCAUAUACAGACACACAGAUUUCAAGAGUAUUGUCAUGAUAAUACAAGAAUUCUCAGUAUUAGGAGAAUAAAUAAGUCAUGACUUUGGAGAAAUAAGCAGCAAAGAGACCCCGCCCUCGCUGUAGUUCCACGAAACCUCUUUGAAUAUGAUGCAGAUGUAACUAACAAAUGAUAGCCUCAAUCGACCACUACCAAACGUUUCCUCCUUCACAAAAGACGCAACUUCCUCCAAGUCCGUCUGGUUCUUUCUUCAGAAUAAAAACAAUGACUUGCUCAACACCAAAUCCUGAUACUUAUGGUAAUGUGGUGCUGAUGACCCUUCUAGCGUGUCACAGCCUGAAAUGAUGACUUAAUUCUCAUAAUAUUAUGACUCUAUUCUUGAAAUCUCAGAUUUUUUAUUUCCUUUAAGUGGCCCUAACAAUGCAUCGAACAAAUUUGCUACUGGUGAAGGAUGGUUAUCCAAUCACAAGCCUUCCAGCAAGUUUUUAUAGCCAGAGACACAACUGUCACCAGGCUCCUGAAAAUAAACAUGUAUUAGUACUUUAAGUCCUCAAAGCCAUACUUUGUUUAUAACGAUGGUGGAAAUGACCCUCGUUCUUCGUAUUGUUUUCUUCUUGUAACAACACAGCCUCACGACUCAGUCCGGAUUAUCCUCACUUACACUUCAAUAACCACAAACUGAUCACGCAAUAGUAUUUUUACACUUUAGAAUAGAGAAGCAGAUCUUACAAGUUCAUGAAGACAAAAGGUUUUGCAGACUGAAAUGACCACAGGUGCAGAUUCACUGUGCACAAGUACCAUGGUGCAAAUCUGAAGCACAAAUACACCUGGGAUGUGUCAAUGUAAUAUUUUUUACUGGACCUCUGUUCCCUGCCUGUUUGGCAAAACACACGCACAGACGUUUGGCACGCCAUCCUGUUCUGUGUCCUGGUAUUCAAGGGCUAACACCGAGAUCAACCGCAUUACAACCUUAAUACUGGCAGGGCGGAUUUACAGAGAAUUAAUUCAUCUGUUUCUUAUUUUCUCAUUUGUUAAAGUCCUGUUCCACAAAAUUACAUCUCAAUAUUAUUAUUUUCGUCUCACUCCUCUCUCUCCUUCCACUGUGUUUGACUGGCUGUGUUUGGUUUUACCUGAUGGCAAAUGCAAAGCGUUCUUCUUUUCUCCUCAGAGGAGAAGAAUGAUAGUAUGCUGAAGUUUUUCAUCAUCAGAAAAGAGUCAUUUUGGGUGAGAAAUGUUCUGUUUUGGUCAUUUACGGCAAACAGUCAAACCAAAAGACAAACAUGUGGCCAUCUGCUCUUAUUCGACUCAGAGAGUAAGAUGAAGCCAGCCAGACGACAUGGGUUAUUUUUCAGAAUAAGACAAGUAUAAAAACUGUACUGUAAAGAUGGAUGGACCAAAUACAUUUCCAUAUGGUAUCAUUUAGAUGUUUUUUUUGUGUCCAUCUGUUCUGAUGAACUGUGCAUUUGAAAAGGCCACUCCUCUAUGUUGUCAUGUCGCAUUUUGUGAAAAAAAACAAGUGAAUAAGUUGAAAAUGCUCUAGAGAUGACUUUCACUAAAGGAAUGUUGAUGGUGGAAAACAUGCAUGUGUAAUCGUUCGAAUAAUAUAGAGUAUAUGUGGACCUGUGAGCGAAUGCUCUCCCCUUCUCCUCAUCUGCUUCUUAUCCAACCAAAAUAUCCUUAUAUCACCAUGAAUUGAUUUUAAAUUCAGUCACGAGAAACAGAGCUUGUUUAUAAUCGCUGUGAACUGUAAAUAGCUGAAACGAUCACGCCGACCCCUCGCCCUCAGCUUUUUAACCCUUGAGGUAUACAAGGUACUUAUGAUGAUCAACUUUUGUAUCCCUCAGUUAGGUAUAAAUACUUUUAAAUGUUUUUAAAAAAUUUACUAUAAGUGUAGUCACGUACUGUAUUGUUUAUUCGCUUAAAUGCCACAUUAAUUGUGAUUUUGAUGAUUGAAUUGGAUCAUAUUUUUAUACUAAAGUAAAAAUGUACUGUAUAUGUCUAAAUCAGAUUAUUGUUUAUUUGAGACGGCACGGUUUGAAGCGUGCGGUGUAAAUAGAUUUGAGGGUGAUAGGGCGACUGGUAAUCUGAAUACCCACAGAUCUGAAUCCCAUUGGGGGACAUUCCUAUUAAUUAAUCGUUGAUUUCUGGAUAAAUGCAUUCAGUUCAUUUCAGCUGCACUUCAUUUAUCUGUUCAAUUUAGCGCUUAUGAGAGAAAAUGAAAGCACACAGGGAUGUGCACGGCCUCAUGUGCUCACGACUGAUUAAAACUUGACCCCUGAAUAAGACAUUUAUUUUUUGAAAGGUCAAAAUACGACUCCGCACUGAUCACACAAUACUAGUCUCCUCCUUUUAUACUCAGGUUGCAUUAAAAUACAAAUGGGGUGAUUGAGAUAUGCACAGAAUUUCCUUGUUAUCAGAAAUUCUCCAUAGUUGCCUCUUCGUAUUAAACAAACCUGUAUUUUGUGCUCACGCAUCUCUGUUGGUCAAACAGAGAAAGUGAAGCGCUCACAGUUUGCCAUCACAUGUUAUUACAGACGAUGCAGUAAUGAAAAUGUAGUAUAUUGUUGUUUUAUAAUUCUCCUUUUGCCACACUUUUUUUUUCUUUUUCUGACUCUUCUCCCAUCACAAGCUGCUAUAAUGUAUGAACUCGCGUUAACACUUCUUAAGCCAUGAGUAGAUUAAAGACACUUCAAAGUCCUUCUUACUUUACAUAUAUAUAUAUAUAUAUUUUCUCAGAAUGUCAGUCCCACUUGCAGAUUUCAACGAACGCAGCUUGGUUUAUAACUCCCCUCGCACACUCCAGCGGAUUUGGGAAUGUACUUGGGGAUUAACCACAAACAACCUGUGCCUUAACGCGUGUGCCCAUGCCAUACAACACUAGAGAUUCAGAAAACAAACACAAAAAGACUUGACUCGUGCACACACACACUUUUAGAAAACUGUUUGUAAACUGUUGAGAUUCAGCGACACGGUACGGGGGGCACACCUACAGGAAAUGAUGUCAUGGCAGAUUUUAAGAGAAUAUCCUCCACAGUGAAAUCGAAGCUCAAAAGUGAAACUGAAUCUUUGUUUUACAGUAACAAUGAAGGAUUUGCUUUAACGAAUGGUCAGACUUACAGAGGUAAAAGGUUUAAACCAAUAAUGGUUGAAACACUAGAGCCAGGCCCUUGUGGAGAAGUGGUGUAAAUGUGUGAUGUCUGCUUACCCUUAGGAAUGUCUGUUUUGUGUUGAAAUGACAAGGGACGUUGUUUUUUUAAACUUGUAUCAGGGAAACCUAGUCUUCCUUUGUUGAACUAGCUCAGGACAUAGAAAAGGUACUGUUCUUCCUUCUCUAGCUCUCUCGCUUAUUCUCUCUGAGAUAAGUUUCUAAUGCUCUGCCUUACAGCACAAACACCCACAAUAGUGAUUAAUUUGACUUUAUUUUUAUUUCUCCAAAACAGACUGAAAAUAAAUAAAUAAAUGAGUUACCGCAGGGGCAGCAGUCAUAAGAAUUAGAUGUUUGAUUUGAUUUUUCAUUAGAUUUCUCCUGAAUUUCUUGGAGUUUGUUUUUGUGGCUAUAGUGUCAUGCAAAGAGAAAACGGAGACUGUCUAUGGAUGUGUUGUUAAUGUGUACUGUGGCUUGGUAACAAUACUGUAAAUGUUUGAUGAAUGUAUAUCUAGUCAUUUAAACAAUGAAACAAGUUGUCAUUGACCGGGUGUCAAAAUAAAAUGAUUUUGAAAUUCA